GUUGUGUUUCUGGUUUCAAUUUUCCGUAAAUAUUACAGUUAAUUUGUAUUAAAUUGUCACUUUUUUAAUCAACUCUUUGGAUUAGUUACUUAUAGUUAUUUAAUUAAUUGUUGUAUCUUUUAUAUUUGCAUUUUUAACACAUUCUACCAAGUAGAUCACAGCAAUCAUGGUCUCUGUGAUGGAUGUCACUAUAAGCUUAUUCAUCUUAGCUAAUACAUUUUUCAUUCGAUCGGCUUUAUCGUUAAAACCCGGUGACUGUGAAGUCUGUGUUGGUGUUGUAAAUAAGCUUAUUGAACAGCUUUCCAAUGAUGAAAAAAGUGAUCCAGCUAAAAUUGAAGCCAAGCUGUCAGAAUUUUGUAAAACAACCAAGAAAUCCGAAAAUCGUUUUUGUUACUAUAUUGGAGCUUUGGAGGAAUCUGCCACUAAAAUUGUUUCAGAAUUGAGUAAACCAUUAAGUUGGGGUCUUCCUGCAGAUAAAAUCUGUGAUAAAUUACAUAAAAAAGAUUCACAAAUCUGUGAACUUCGCUAUGAGAAGGUGAUAGAUUUAAACAAUGUUGACUUGAAAAAACUUCGAGUUCGAGAUCUGAAGAAAAUACUAAACGAUUGGGAUGAAACCUGUGAGGGUUGCAUUGAAAAAGCCGAGUUCAUCAAACGAGUGGAACAACUUAAACCUAAAUAUGUAAAACAAGAAUUAUGAUGCUAGCAAUAUUCUAUUCCAUUCUUAUAUGAAAUUAUAAUAAAUUGUAAUUUAACUUAUUGAUUUUAACCAACCAUCCUCACGUUAAAUUGUCCUUUGAGACCCAAUCUUUUACCUGUAGAUCAACCAAUUUGUGUACAAUCAUCGACACAAGUUUCUUCAAUGCAUUAAUAACAAUGUUCAAUGAAGAUUAAAUAACGAUGACCACAAAAGCCGUUGGAUUGCAUGGAGAAGAUUCCAAACUUUUAGUCAAUUCAAAUUUGUUAUAAAAAAAUAAAAGUCCAUUAACCAAAUUA
Messenger RNA from Tetranychus urticae (two-spotted spider mite), 993 nucleotides. RefSeq names its product mesencephalic astrocyte-derived neurotrophic factor (gene Manf). Gene Ontology annotation, molecular function: calcium ion binding. Gene Ontology annotation, biological process: dopaminergic neuron differentiation; neuron projection development. Gene Ontology annotation, cellular component: endoplasmic reticulum. The record is from RefSeq and is a predicted model, not a curated record. NCBI's taxonomy places the organism in Eukaryota, Metazoa, Arthropoda, Arachnida, Trombidiformes, Tetranychidae.